AUGAGCUCGUUAGCUGCAGGCAUGGCGAUCGGCGUCGUCGGUGAUGCCGGAGUUCGUGCAAACGCCCAGGAGCCCAGACUCUUUGUGGGCAUGAUUUUGAUCUUGAUCUUUGCCGAGGCGCUGGGCUUGUACGGCCUCAUCGUAGGCCUGGUCGUGGCGUCGACAGCCGAGGGCAAAGGGUGGGGAUGCCGAGUGUUUACGGGACAUACGAGAUUUCCCAAUCUCCAGUGCCAAUGCUAA
Messenger RNA from Symbiodinium natans, 240 nucleotides. The record is from the annotation of a GenBank genome assembly. NCBI's taxonomy places the organism in Eukaryota, Dinophyceae, Suessiales, Symbiodiniaceae.